AUGACCAGAAAGGGAAGCGAAUACGAUUUUGCUAUUUCAGUUCAUUUUCAACAUAGGCCGAGUGAAACAAAAUCCCUGUUGUUGAUUCCGGGACCCGAAUUGGGCGACUUCGUCUGCGACAGUGGACAGACACUGACUGUGAUGGUCAGCAGUGAUGAGUUUUUCACUUAUGUUGAACACCCAAAGACGACACGCAAGCAAAUUCAGAACACCGGCCUCUUCACGAGUAUCCUCGCACAAACCCAACAAGCUAUGUGCAAUCAAGACUUCGUGGCUAUUACAUGUAACGGCACUAGCGUCUUUUCGUACUAUGCAGGCUCGUCCGAUGGUACAGACCAAAAUCUGGAGAAUCGACUUGGAAGCGGCAGUAUGGUUCGCGGUCUUUAUUUACGGACCACGGCCCUCUCCGUACUCAGUGCCGAUUCGUGUGCCUUUUGUGCUUAUAUUCGAAUUGACCCCAAAAGCUUGAGUUUGGAUUCGUUUUUGGCGUGGACUCCCUACUACUAUCCAUGGAUAUUCGAUCGGCCGCUCAUGAAGGAAAACAUUGCUAAGCUUGUCACAAUUUCAUUGCAAGCAAAUUCGCAAAAUAAUGUAAAUCUUCUCGUGGAAGCUCAACAACUUUUCAAUGUGAGAGUCAAGAUUGUCGGUGAUGUUCAAGGUGAAAAAGAGAGCUUCAAUAGCAGUUUUGAACAUGUUGAAGAGUUUCCACUGAGCAUUUCGGCUUAUUGUCUUGUGAUAACAUGGGAAGUGACCGAUGCAAACGCGGAGCAAAUUGGCUUUUUGCUGACAACGAAAACGAUAAAGACUCUCCGAAAGUACACGUUGACGGAGGAGACACCGACUUUUGUCAUUCAUUCAUUUCGAAUUUCUCCCGAAGAAACACCUUUUCAGGGCUUUAUUCUUGCUCUCGAGAACUUUGACGAUGUUAUCAUAGAUAUAACUCGCGACAGUUGCGAUCAAUGGUUAGAUGGGAACAGCUCCUCAUCGGUUUGCGUCAACCCGACCCAAUUCACCAUCAAUGGAAGACAUUUCAACAUGCCAGAUGAAGCGUUUGGAGAAAAGAUAUCAUGGGCUGUUAAUCUUGACGAUCGCAAAGCUGGUGGCUAUUACUGGACUCAGAAUUUUGUUCUAAAACAACAAAAAGAGUUUGAGGUCGUUGAAGUUCCAGUUUCGAAUUCAUGCAUCUAUGCGGUCUCGUUUCGAGCAAGAAAUUGGGUAAACGAAACGAAGAAAGUGUUGCUCAUUCCGGAAACAGACCAUGAUAAUCCCAUCUACGUCACCGUUACCGAGUAUCACUAUGUUCUUGUCGAAGAGGAAGUCGUUGUCACUCUUGUCCCCAGCUUUCACGUGCUUCCCAUUCCAUGUCCAAUUUUGAAGCCAAUCAACCAAAUUUCCGCUCUGUCUCCAAAUGAUUGCUCCAAAAUCAGCGAAUCUCUAAAUUGUGAUGCGAGAACGAUUUUCAAAGGGUAUGCUGGCGGGGAGCCGGGCCGGAAACGAAAUCCCGACCAUUUUAUUGUUGAAGGCAGAUCUGAGGAAAUGCGGCUCACCUCCUCGUCGUCAGCCACUACCCUGUUUACCGAUCAAAGAUGUGCUUUUUGUCUCGUCUACGCUCUUGAUGGUUGUAAGCGGCCACUGGAACCUAGUCUUAACUUCACAUUUCCCUUGGAUGAUAUGGUCACCUUAUCUCAGCCUUUUUAUCCAUGGAUAUUUGAUAGAUAUGAUUGGGUGGAUCGGACAGAAAUGACAGCUCUUGAACCACAAGAGCCGCACGAGUUGCGAAUUGAGUUUACGAAAUUCACAAGAGGCACGGCCGAAAUUGCACUGUUUAAUGAAACAAACGACAUUUUCAGCCAAAACUUUACAACGAUGCCCGAAAAAGUGAUCAGUCAAAAAGCCAAAGUUGUGCGCGUAGCUUGGACACCAGAUAACGAUAAUCAAACUGACUCCGGAUAUAUGGCUAUUGUUCGGCGAUUGCCGGCUUGUCCGGUUGAACAUCGUUUGGACGUUGACACUCAGCCAACCUUGGCUUUUCGUGCUCUUGAUCUAUAUUCAAUUUCAGUCAAAAGUCCGCGCCAGUCAUUUUGCUUUGGAACGUGUACCAACUGUACUCUAUUGAUCGAGUUCUCAUUUUAUUGUUUUGACUCGAUGGACUGCGACAUUGAAGUGCCUUUUCUUAUUGACGUCACAAAACCUCCGAAAUGGGAUGAAGAGUGCAAAAAGAGUUUUGAAAUAUCGACUCAAACAACGAUAAAUAGUUGUAAAAUAUCUGUAAAGACGUUUUUGUCGCUGCUGUGGGAUUACGGGAUGCCACAAAGUGAUCUGCUCAAAAACAACAGCGCUUUUUUAAUCAGUGUGCCUGAAUUGCUUGAAGAAUCACACACUUAUGAGGUGUUCUCCUGUGACGAGUUCUGUGAAGUAACAGUGGAUAAGUCAAGCUAUUUGACCACGAUUGUUCUUGUUUUACAAGAAGAAAAGAAUGGAACAUACGUGUUGACAAGCCUACAAUCGCAUCCGGUGAAUGCGAAAUGUCAGUACGAUCUGAAUAUCCAGUCUCUUCAGAACCAAAACAACACCAAAGACUUGCAUUUUCUGCUAACGAUUGAUGAAUCGGCUCCAUUCAUCGAACAAUACCUCGAGAAUCGUGUCUACAGCUUGACCAUUCCACCCGGAUGCUCGCCCAAAAUAGUCAUCGAAGUCAGAAAGUAUCCAUCGCAACUAGACCGUACGAAUGAACAAAAACUCUGCCAAAAAGGCACAGCAAUGAUCGAUUCGCCGGGAUACUUGGACCCUUUCAUUAAUGAGACAUUUAGUGUCACAUUUAGUAAUUUGUCACUGUCACGUUUAGUCAUUUGCAAUGACGGCCUUUUGUUGACGGUUCGUGGUGAGGUGGUCGCCCUUUUUGAUGGAACUCUUCAAAUCGACUACAAGGGACAACAAGGCGACAUUAUUGCAUCUGAAAUUUGGCAUUCCUCCGACGACUACACUUCAACCUUUAACAAAACCCAUGAAAAAGUGGUGAGUGUUCUGAUAAUUUGGACACCGAAUGGUACACCUUUUGGCGGCGGAGCAUUAGUGUUAGUUCAUGUUGAUGAAGUGAGGACAUUGGGAAACGAUCCGCCAAAAAACAAAUCAAAGCCGUGGAAAUGGAUUGUGCCGACAGUGGUUCUUUUAAUUUUCUUUUUGCUUGCAGCUGUUGGCUGUGCUUAUGGAGCUCGUUCCGGACUGCUCAUUCGUCUCCUUUUAUCACAUCGAAAUCCAUUUGCUGACCAGAUUCAGAAGACAUUUAACUCGAUUCCACAACUGAAAAAAGCGAUGGACAGAGCACUCACCACAAAGAAAAAAUUUAUUGACGAAUGGGAAAUCUCAGGCGAAAAGCUGAAAAUUUUCGAGGAAACCUUGGGUGCAGGAGCUUUUGCAGUCGUGCAUCGAGGAUACCUGCAAGGAAUGGCGCCAGUCACGAAACUAUAUCCUUCAUUGCAACUUUCAUACUUGCUUUCAAAUGAUGGCAACGAUGUGGCUGUGAAGAAUGUUGAGACAAUCACGAUCACCACUGCGGAUGAGAAGGAUUACGUUGUCAACUUUUCACAACUUGGCUGCAUGAAGGCGAAAUUUUCAAAAUGCACAGACGAAUUGCCCUUUUCCGUCAAUGCCAACAUAACCAUUGAUGAAUCCACGAGAAGAAAACGCAAAAUCUUCACGAGUCUAUGUCCCGUGAUUGACACAGGAGCCUACCUCUCAACUUACACUAUUGCCUCUAUAAAGACGCUCACUUUUGAAAUGUCCGCGACUCAAAGUACGCACAAUUUCGCUAUUUCAGUUCAUGUUCAACACUGGAUAAAUGAAACAAAAUCCCCGUUUGCGAUUCCCGGGGGCAGUGUGGAUAAAUGUGAAAUACAAAUGGAAGUAAUUGUGCCGGCUGACGAGAUUCCAAUCUAUCUUGUACAUCCAAACACUUUAAGUGCACAAAUUCCGAGCAACGCCUUUUUUAUAAGCUUUAAAGUUGAAACAGAUAAAGUUGAAUGCAAUGAUGAACCCUUACCAUUCACCUGCAACGACAACAGCGUCUUUUCAACCUAUGCUGGCUCAGUUCCCGGCAAAAAGCCAAAUCUCGAGAAUCUACUUUACCGUGGAUCGUAUGUUUAUUGGUUUUCAGUGAAAGUU
Messenger RNA from Mesorhabditis belari, 4161 nucleotides. The record is from the annotation of a GenBank genome assembly. NCBI's taxonomy places the organism in Eukaryota, Metazoa, Nematoda, Chromadorea, Rhabditida, Rhabditidae.